Plasmodium fragile is the source of this 606-nucleotide messenger RNA. RefSeq lists its product as uncharacterized. The record is from RefSeq and is a predicted model, not a curated record. The transcript has a single exon. NCBI's taxonomy places the organism in Eukaryota, Apicomplexa, Aconoidasida, Haemosporida, Plasmodiidae. Bases 1 to 606 code for a protein of 201 amino acids.
AUGGAGUUCUGUCAGGUAGAUCUGGAUGAGUUCUGUUAUAAGCAAUUUGAUAAGACGAAGAAGUCCUGUUCAUUUAUACCUUACGAUAAAAAUGAGUUCAUUGAAAAGGUAAAUGAACUGAUACGGCAAAAAAAAAUUAAAGUAGUACCAGGGUAUGCUGGUUUUUGUAAGCAUAUAUUUAUUGAAAAUUUUACAGAGGCAACAGUGGAGACAAUUGAAAUUAACAACAAGAAUAGGGACCUCAUAAAAACCGAUUACAUAUCUAGGAGGGAUAAUGAAUUGCCUGUACUGAUAAGGUGGAUCUCAAAGAAGGAUGUGAAGGACAUCAUCAAGGCCAAGUACCUGGAUCUUAUUUUGUAUUCCAGGGAACAGAUCGAAAAGGAGAAUAAAGAAACCAAGACAGUACCUAAUAAGAAGUCCAACUGCCUGUACUCCAUCAUUUGCAUUAAGCCGCAAAACGUGGACUACGAACUACCUAUGACUCCCAUCACCAUGCUGCGCAACACGCUCAUCAGUGAAGGUGGCAGCGGCAUCAACUUGAACCGCGACAAGUACCUCGAGUCGGUCAAGUAUUGGCGCCACCAUGUAUCCAUCAUUGACAAUUAA